CUGGCUGAGUGCAAACGUUACGAGUCCCUGUGGGUCAAUGCCAUCGACCUGUGCAAAAUGGCAGCCGAGGCAGCGUGCAACACAGGAGCCGAACAGGCAAACAUCUCCAUUAAGACCAGCAUUCAGCUGGCCCAGGCGCAGGUGAAGGAGGCAAAGAAGAUGUCAGCAGCGGCCGAAAAGAAGCUGGCCGAGACGAAAGUGGACGAGAUCCAGAGGAUGGCAGAAUAUGCUGCUUUCCUAGAGGACAGUGAUGAGCAUGAGGUGCAUGAGGCGUAUUUACGAGAGGACUAG
This is a messenger RNA of Menidia menidia (Atlantic silverside), 291 nucleotides long. The record is from the annotation of a GenBank genome assembly. Lineage: Eukaryota; Metazoa; Chordata; Actinopteri; Atheriniformes; Atherinopsidae.